This is a messenger RNA of Rangifer tarandus platyrhynchus (Svalbard reindeer), 318 nucleotides long. The record is from the annotation of a GenBank genome assembly. NCBI's taxonomy places the organism in Eukaryota, Metazoa, Chordata, Mammalia, Artiodactyla, Cervidae.
AUGAAACUUUUCAUGAAACUCCUUCCGAAGGAGCUGAGGAUGGACUGGAUUCUGACACAAAGGAUGCCUGUGGUGGCAACUGCUGUUACUGAGCGCCUACUGUGUGUUGAGUCCCACACUAAGCAUUUCACAUGCACUGCUCAUGUGCCUUCUCAACAGGCCUGCAUCUUUUGGUGCUGUUUCUCUGAUGCUGAGAGGGACCAGGUGUGGGGGAUGAAGGGAACAGGGGGACUAGUGCUGAGAGGUGGGUCAGGUGUUGACCUCUCUGUGGCAGCUACUGAUGGGGCAAUUAAUUGCCGGUUGAGACUUAUGAAAUGA